Molecule: messenger RNA, 1767 nt
Organism: Abrus precatorius (Indian licorice)
Lineage: Eukaryota; Viridiplantae; Streptophyta; Magnoliopsida; Fabales; Fabaceae
Product: purple acid phosphatase
Exons: 8
Coding region: 97-1611 (504 amino acids)
Molecular function (GO): metal ion binding; acid phosphatase activity
Source: RefSeq, a predicted model, not a curated record
AACUGUUUUCUGUCUUUGAAAGAAAACGAUAGAAAAUGUAGCUUCCUUCACGGACCCGUUGUUCAGUUGACCUCUAAUCUGAAUAUUCCUCAUUAUAUGCUACUAUUUGUUAAUAAUAAUAGACUAUUAAACAUUGACAUAAUAAAUACAAGAGAUUGUGGUGUUGAGAGAUACUCCUACAUUGAUCUUUUGGGUCUUGAAUUGUUUGAGAAAAUGGGUAUUGUUGGGUUUAUAGCAUUAGCUUUGGUUCUGAAUGUGGGUGUGGUGUGUAAUGGAGGCAGCACAAGCCCCUUCCUCAGGAAAGUUGAGAAGACUGUGGAUAUGCCACUUGACAGUGAUGUCUUUGCUGUUCCUCGUGGUUAUAAUGCUCCCCAGCAAGUUCAUAUAACACAAGGUGACCUUGAGGGGAAAGCAGUGAUCGUGUCAUGGGUUACGGUGGAUGAACCAGGGUCCAGCAAAGUGCGUUACUGGAGCGAGAACGAGAACGGUGACAACAAGAAGAUAGCUAGAGGCAAAAUUGUUAGUUACAGAUUCUUCAAUUACACGUCUGGUUUUAUUCAUCACACCACCAUCAGAAAUUUGGAGUAUAACACCAAAUACUACUAUGAGGUUGGGAUUGGAAACACUACACGGCAGUUUUGGUUUGUAACUCCUCCUCAAAUUGGUCCUGAUGUGCCAUACACAUUUGGUCUCAUAGGGGAUCUUGGUCAGAGUUUUGAUUCAAAUAAGACGCUUUCUCACUAUGAGAUGAAUCCAAGCAAAGGACAAACUGUACUGUUUGUCGGCGACCUCUCUUAUGCAGAUAACUACCCAAAUCAUGAUAAUGUUAGAUGGGAUACAUGGGGAAGGUUUACAGAAAGGAGUGUUGCUUAUCAACCAUGGAUAUGGACUGCAGGGAACCAUGAAAUUGAUUUUGCUCCAGAAAUUGGUGAAACCAAACCUUUCAAGCCAUAUAGCCACCGGUACCAUGUUCCUUAUAAAGCCUCUCAGAGUACUGCACCAUUCUGGUAUUCUAUAAAGAGAGCUUCUGCUCACAUCAUUGUCUUGGCCUCAUAUUCAGCAUAUGGAAAAUAUACACCCCAAUACAAAUGGCUUGAAGAAGAGCUACCAAAAGUUAACAGGACAGAGACUCCUUGGCUGAUUGUUCUCAUGCAUUCACCUUGGUAUAAUAGCUACAACUAUCAUUAUAUGGAAGGGGAAACAAUGAGAGUAAUGUAUGAGCCCUGGUUUGUGCAGUACAAGGUUGAUGUUGUCUUUGCUGGUCAUGUUCAUGCCUAUGAACGAUCCGAGCGUGUUUCCAAUGUUGCAUACAACGUUGUAAAUGGUCUUUGCACUCCUUUGAAAGAUCAAUCAGCUCCUGUAUAUAUAACCAUUGGGGAUGGAGGAAAUCUUGAAGGCUUAGCAACCAACAUGACAGAACCACAGCCAGAGUACUCUGCAUACAGAGAGGCCAGCUUUGGGCAUGCCAUUUUUGACAUAAAGAACCGAACACAUGCUCACUACAGCUGGCACCGAAAUCAAGAUGGAUAUGCGGUGGAAGCUGAUUCCGUUUGGUUUUUCAACAGAUUCUGGCACCCAGUUGAUGAUUCCACAGCUCAUGUUUCGCACUAACGCAGAUUUACUGGUCUUUUGAGAAGAAUACCCAAUGUGAUGUCAAUAAAUUAAUGACUCGAUCAUUGACUGUAUGUCAAUCAUUAAUUAUCUGUACCUUUGUCAUUCUACUUUGUAUCUCUGUCACAUAAAUGAAAAUUGCUUGCUUCUAUUCUG